Globicephala melas (long-finned pilot whale) is the source of this 5642-nucleotide messenger RNA. It is a transcript of the gene METTL14, whose product is annotated as methyltransferase 14, N6-adenosine-methyltransferase non-catalytic subunit. Gene Ontology annotation, molecular function: mRNA binding. The record is from RefSeq and is a predicted model, not a curated record. Gene Ontology annotation, cellular component: nucleus; RNA N6-methyladenosine methyltransferase complex. Lineage: Eukaryota; Metazoa; Chordata; Mammalia; Artiodactyla; Delphinidae.
AAACAGCUAUUGAGGAAAAAACACUGGGUACACGCCGCUAGAAGCUCCUGGAGAAUUUUGUGUUCCACAGUCUCCGAAGAAAAAUUGGGCGGGGGUUCGUCCGCUCAUUGCCAAGUUUUCGAGGCAGUGGAAAACAAGAGUUGGGACAUGGACAGCCGCUUGCAGGAGAUCCGGGAGCGGCAGAAGUUACGGCGACAGCUUCUCGCGCAGCAGUUGGGAGCUGAAAGUGCUGACAGUAUUGGUGCUGUGUUAAAUAGCAAAGAUGAGCAGAGAGAAAUUGCUGAAACAAGAGAAACUUGCAGGGCUUCCUAUGAUACCUCUGCUCCAAAUGCAAAACGUAAGUAUCAGGAUGAAGGAGAGACAGAUGAAGACAAAAUGGAAGAAUAUAAGGAUGAAUUAGAACUGCAACAGGAAGAAGAGAAUUUGCCAUAUGAAGAAGAGAUUUACAAAGAUUCUAGUACUUUUCUUAAGGGAACACAGAGUUUAAAUCCCCAUAAUGAUUACUGCCAACAUUUUGUAGACACCGGACAUAGACCUCAAAAUUUCAUCAGAGAUGUAGGUUUGGCUGACAGAUUUGAAGAAUACCCUAAACUGAGGGAGCUCAUCAGGCUGAAGGAUGAGCUAAUAGCUAAAUCUAACACUCCUCCUAUGUACUUACAAGCAGAUAUAGAAGCCUUUGACAUCAGAGAACUAACACCCAAAUUUGAUGUGAUUCUUCUUGAACCCCCUUUAGAAGAAUAUUACAGAGAGACUGGCAUCACUGCUAAUGAAAAAUGCUGGACUUGGGAUGAUAUCAUGAAGUUAGAAAUUGAUGAGAUUGCAGCACCUCGAUCAUUUAUUUUUCUCUGGUGUGGUUCUGGGGAGGGAUUGGACCUUGGAAGAGUGUGUUUACGCAAGUGGGGUUACAGAAGAUGUGAAGACAUUUGUUGGAUUAAAACCAAUAAAAACAAUCCUGGGAAGACUAAGACUUUAGAUCCAAAGGCUGUCUUCCAGAGAACAAAGGAACACUGCCUUAUGGGGAUCAAAGGAACUGUUAAGCGUAGCACAGACGGGGACUUCAUUCAUGCUAAUGUUGACAUUGACUUGAUUAUCACAGAAGAACCUGAAAUUGGCAAUAUAGAAAAGCCUGUAGAAAUUUUUCAUAUAAUUGAACAUUUUUGUCUUGGUAGAAGACGCCUUCAUUUAUUUGGAAGAGAUAGUACAAUUCGACCAGGCUGGCUUACAGUUGGACCAACUCUUACAAAUAGCAACUACAAUGCAGAAACGUAUGCAUCCUACUUCAGUACCCCAAAUUCCUACUUGACUGGAUGUACAGAAGAAAUUGAGAGACUUCGACCAAAAUCACCUCCUCCCAAAUCUAAAUCUGAUCGGGGAGGUGGAGCUCCCAGAGGAGGAGGAAGAGGUGGGACUUCUGCUGGCCGCGGGCGAGAAAGAAAUCGAUCUAACUUCCGAGGAGAAAGAGGUGGUUUCAGGGGAGGCCGUGGAGGAGCACACAGAGGUGGCUUUCCACCUCGAUAGUUUUUAGGACAGUGAUCCUAUUAAUGCCCCUUCACCUUCUUUCUGAUAGUAUGAAUUUCAACUGGGAGAUGUUGUUUAGAACUCUGUUCCAACUUGCAUUUUGCUUUAGUUUCUCCAAGCUGCAGGAAUAUUUUAGGCAAACUCCCUUGCAGUUGUCACUGUCUGGUUUUGUCCAGAAUAAAUGAAGUCAUCCUGUCUUUUGUCAUGUGCAUGUAACCGAACAGAAUGGAACAACACAAAUACUUUCACUUUCAGAGACAGAAUUUAUUCUGAUAGAUUUCAACUAAUUACAAAGGCUUUUGCUUUUUAGAAAUAAAGUGAGCAGUGAAGAAGACCCAAUCUGGAGUAUCAUACUAGUGCUGACGGUAGUUGAUAAUGGGCAUCCUGCCACUGCUGUCACAGCAAAAGGGAAACUGUUUGACAGCCUUGAUGGAAUGGAGUUGGGACAGAUGGUAAACUUCUCUUAGGCUUUUAAUAUUUUCUUGUUGAAACAAUAAAAAGAGACUUCUUUUUUUUUUUCUUUAUGAAAAAUUUUAAACUCAUAUAAUUUGACCAUAGAAGAAAUUGAGAGACUUAGAACAAAAUCACGUCCUCCCAAAUCUAAAUCUGAUUGGGGAGGUGGAGCUCCCAGGGGUCGGAAGGGAAGAGGUAGAACCUAGUAGGCAGACUUUACAAAGAGAAAAAAAAAACUCAUUAUAAUCUCAGUUGUGCAGCUAUUGAUGACUGUUAAUAAUACUUCCAAAAAAACAAGGACAAAUAUCCAAGUGCUAGAACUUUGGUAUGGACUUGAUCUUGGAUUGACUUUCAAAGCAGUUUCAUAUUCCUUAACAAAAUAAAAGAAUUGGAUGCAACAGAGACGCCUGUUUAUCAGGUACUUGGUUUAAACAUUUUGGGGAAUAAAGUACGUGGUGAUGAGGAAAUGACAUGCAUCUUUAAACUUGUUAUGGAGAAAACUUAAUGUAAAACCCAAUUACAGAAGACCCUCGACUUAAGAAGAGAGCUUGGAAAAUGGAACUGCAGUUGCCUUUUAAGGGACUGGUUUCCCAGAUCAGUUAGUUAUAUGAGACUUUAUGUUGUCAUUUCUCUUUCUGUACUGUAACCCAUGUUUUAAAUGAAUUUGCUGAAUGAAAUAAUGCCAUUAUUGUUCUUGAUAAAUCUAUUUUUUAUUUUGUGUAUGAUUUUUCUAAUGAAACUUUAAACCUUUGAAAUUUGGGAGUCUCUUUUCUGUGAGUGGAAUUGUCAUUGUUACCAAAUGAAAAAGGACUGACCUAAGAUGAGACUAUUCUCUUGGUCUGUGAGUAGCUGUUCUGUGCUUUUCAUUGGCUCAUAAAACGAGGUUUUCUUAUAUCCACUAAAGACUCAGUUUGAAGAUAGGGACUGAAUUACAGAAAUAGGUUUGAGAUCCUUAAAAGCCUGAUGAAUUUAACUUGUUCAGCAUGUUAGUGCUUUCUAGUACAGAUAGCAUUUGACUAACGCUUUUCUUGAUGUAGAUAUGAUGUGGAACUGUUGGUUAGAAUUUUUACUGAAAUGAUGCUAUAUUUUCAACUUCAGUGAUUAAAACUUACCUAGAGAUAGAACUGUAUUUCUCACAGUUGACCUGGGAAUGAAGAAGACAGAGAUGCUGGUCUUGAGACUGAACCAAGAUGGCAGAGAAGAAGGAUGUGCUUUCACUCCCUCUUGUGAGAACACCAGAAUCACAACUAGCUGCUGGAUAGUCAUCGACAGGAAGACACUGGAACUCACCAAAAAAGAUAUCCCACAUCCAAAGACAAAGGAGAAGCCACAGUGAGACGCUCCUCUCUAAGAAAAGCGGAGCAGCCCAGAGCCCCUUAAUAAACAUACACUGACUUGAUCUCAGGGCCAUGGAGACCUGAGAGGGAGAUGGGGAGAGACCUCAUUCCCUAGGUAAGGCGGACAUCACUACUCAACUCCAACUGAUUGUCACCACAGAGGGAAGACGGAAUUCAGAGCAGAUGAUCAGAACAAAUUUGAUAUCUGUUGAGCCAUGAGCGUGGUUAAUGGAGCCACACAUGCAAAUCACUGUCUCCACCUGCCUCCUGUAUAAUUCAGAAGAGCCAGGACAUCAUCUUACUUCCUUUCACGUGCGGAAUCACCCAAAGGACCUGCAGCUACUAGCUUCACGCCAGCUGCAGCGAGGAAGGGCCUUAGGCUGAUAAACUCUGAACCAACCCUGAACUAAUAAUAAUAAUAUAACAACUGCUGCUACCAUUACAAGCCAGCUAAUUCCAUGUGGAUAUGGACACGUGUGAUGUCUUGGCCUGUCAGUGCCAAGCCCUGGGAGCUGACACUGGAACAGCUGUGUGGAUAGUCAUAUUCCACUCUGACAUGGGGAAAGAAACGAACCCCUUCAUGGAAACAUCUCCAAAGGAGUUUAAGAUGUGCAUCCUGGUGAGCCUGAAACCAAGGCACUUUUCUCUUUUCUUGUGUUUUCUCCACCUUUCACCAGGUAACACUAAGACCUCUGCCAUUGUCCAUUACCGGCAACAGCAAUGUGGGUCCAGCCUCAUUGUGGGUCCAAAACCUCAACAUUUUGAUUUUCAUGUGGUACUCACUGUAAAACCUUCUCUGAUGAAUGCAUCUGGCCAUCAUGUGAAGUGGGAAAUAGAAUGGGGAAUGAAUUUCGGCCUUGGGGGAAACUCAACUAUAAGGUAAAGUAAUUAAUAUCCUGCUCUACCACUUGAGUCUCUACAAAGUUGGACCACCCAGCACUUGUUGGUGGAAGGUCUCAGGGAAUUGCAUUUAUAGAAGUGUGGGAUAUGCUGUCUUGACAUGCUAGUGGUCUUCUCCUCAAGGGGAUUUUCAGAUGAUACCCUGAAAAUGUCAAGGAUUUUACAAACAACAGAUAAGUUUGCCACUGGUACAUAAAAAAAUCUGAUUAAGUAUUCAAGCUAAAAUUAUUUUAUUACACAAUUGCUUAUAUUUUAUUUACAUAUCAUAUUUGGAGCUUACCCCAGAUAUUUUAAUAACCAAAGCUGACAUGACCUUGAUAAGGAGUUACUGGAGCAGGUGGGAGAAAGCAGAGGAGAGGAAAGGGUUUUUUUUCCCCCUGGAAGGAGGGGCUACUGAGCACAAGGAUGAUCCCCAUGUUUAGUUUGGCCUCUUCUCUGCAAAUGGGGUCAACUGUGGAGAUGCAGUUGUUGCUGCUGGGACAAAGGUGGAUCAUCCUUGCUGUGCAUUCUGAGUACCAGCGGUCUUUAAUUUGUGUUUCAUAAGACCCUAAGAUUUCAUUACAUGUCUCCAGGGUGUUCAGAGAGUGAAGAACAUGUUUAUUUUGAACCUUCUCUGCCAUCUCUAGGUCCUGUCCUAAAACUGAACCCAAGUAGUGAUGUAAAAACAGUUCUGGAAAGGUUGUCCUUUCCAGAGAUUAUAGAGAUUAUAAAGCUCUAUAUUAGUUCAAAUUUCCUAAGUUCUACCCAAAGUUGAUAUUUGCAUGCGUGAGUAUCAAUGGUAAAGAUUGUUGACGUAAACUGAUAUCACAUUUAUGUUUCAGGGGAAAAAUAGCCCCAUAAUAUCCUGGCUCCUAUAGAGGCCUGCCUUCAGGUGAGUGUCCUGUACCUCUGCAGGAAGUAGUACAGUAAUAGACCACUGUCAUCUGUACAUUCCAAACUCCAGGAGAUUCUAAUAUUGAGCUUGAGAAGGAAGACAGAGGCGAGUACAUGGGAUUUAGCGACAAGGCAUAAUUUUCCUGAGAUACAGACAUUUUAAACUCCUCCUCAAACUCAAAAAGGAGUCCUUAGACGGACUAGAAUAGCAAAACUUUUCAGAGAUAAUAAAUCAAAAAUUAUAAAAUCCAAAUAUAACAAAUGUUCUAAGUAAUUUUAAGCACUGAUGGAAAAAUCAUUUCAAAGCCUGUUAAUAUUAUCAAUUGUUUCUAAGUUAAUACUUAGUAAGAUGACCCAUGGUUAACCCAUGGUGAUAGCUGUUUAUUUUUAUAUGUUUGUGAUUGACAAGUAGGUAGAUAUACUUAGAGGUUAAUGUGAGUUUUCUAUCAAAAAAUCAUGUUAUAAAAAUAUAGGACAUGCAUUUUAAAAGUUUGUAAGGAAAUUUUUUAAAAAAGACUUGAAAAAGGAAAAAAAUAAAAUCUCAUUCUUACCUUCAUUGAA